Haliotis rubra (blacklip abalone) is the source of this 2973-nucleotide messenger RNA. RefSeq names its product serine/arginine repetitive matrix protein 1-like. The coding region runs from base 66 to 2462 and encodes 798 amino acids. The record is from RefSeq and is a predicted model, not a curated record. NCBI's taxonomy places the organism in Eukaryota, Metazoa, Mollusca, Gastropoda, Lepetellida, Haliotidae. The transcript is spliced from 10 exons.
CUGAUCCGACCUAUUCAUUUCAUAUUGUAACAAUAAUCUCACAAUGUCAGUGUGUCCUUGGUAACAUGCUUCAUAAAGAGGUGUCGUCUUCUUCCUAUAUUCACCGGAAUCAGCGUCACCUGGUGCCUACUUCCUGUCGGGGGAGGAGGCGAGCAGACUGCAGAGACAAAAACAGGGAAGAAGUACACCGGAUUACAGGUCAGAUUCCCAGGACCGGCACAAGGAACCAGGAACCAGGCCCGGUGGCCAGGAAGGUAGUGGAAGUAGAACAAAAUAUGAAAAAAAUGAAUGGUUACCAUGGCAACACAUCUCGGGACAGUUUGUCGUCUCGAGACCGAGCAUCUCCUUCAUUGCCUGAUAGAGGGCGCUUCUCACCCUCUUCACAUGAUCGCCGAUCGCCUACACAAGCUGGACGUUCGCGGUCACCUAGGGAUGACUACUCACCAGUCAUCAGAGGGGGUCCCCCUGGGUCAGGACGCCCCUCCCUCAACAUCUCACGGGACAGACUGUCGAGUGAUGGGAGAGAGUCCUCGAGUAGGCGGGACGAUCCAAACACAUCGCUGCCUCGCCCAAGACGCCACAGUCAUGAUUUCAGGGACCACAAGAUGAGGAAGCAUCCAGGGGGUGGCAGUAGGCAGAGUCUGGAUGACAGCGGCAUCUCGGACCAGGAACAGGGGGCACUUGCUAACCUGCCAGGCCCUGGGAAGUUCAAACAGAUGACGAAACAGAGAGGGGCUGACGAUGUGGACAGUGGAUUCAUAGGAUCGGUUGUUGGGUCAGAUGUCACUCGGCCUUUACCUCAGCAACAGCAGCAGCAGCAACAGCAGCAGCAGUCACUGAGACUGAGACAUCCUGGGGACUCGGGGAGGAGGAACAGGGCGAGUGGUGUUAGAAGUGGUGCUGACACAAGCACAUCGGACACUGGUCGCGGUCGGUCUAGGUCGACCAGAGACAGUGAAAGUGACCAUAGAGACAGUAGCAUGCAGAAUGAUAGCAUGGAGGUGACAGCCAGUUUCAUGGAUGACCCAACAGAAACUGAGGUCAGUGAAAGUGACAGAGGUCAGAGGUCGCAGAAAAGACAAGGUCGUGAUAAUCGGAAUGUGGGUCGUCAUGAUCAAACAUCGGAAGGUUACUCAGGAGAAGAAGACACCGAUGCUACGCCAAAACCUUCAACACGAUUAAAAAUCAGCCCCAAAUCAGAAAACAAAGAAUCAACAUCACCUUCCAAACCUCAGCGUAAAUCUCGCACCUUGGUGUCAGAGGAAGAAGAGGAGAUAACUCCGAGAGCCACACCAACACGAGGAAUGCAAGUAUCGAGAUAUGUCUCUUCCUCUGACAUGGAGACACCAAGAAGUGUCCAAGCCAGAACGAGACAGACUGCUCCACCAAGAUCAGGGGUCUCCAGGGCGCCACCUGCUGGCAGACAGCUGGAUCGAACAGAAGAACAUGCUGUUAAAGGGAGAGAAUCCCUGCUGAAGAGUAAUCUCCAGCAAAGGACAGAAGAUAGAGGAGUGGGGUCAGACAGAGGUCAGGAGUCAGAUGCUACACGGGUGUCGUCUGCAUCAGGAUCUCGCCUACGUGCUCUACAAGAUGAGGUUGAGAGGUUAAAGGAGAGAGUUGAACAGGCCGUGGAAUCCCCCCCACAAGCACCUCUUCCACCUCCUCAAAGUCAGCCCGAGUACUAUGACCCUUUUGAUGAUCCCUAUGGCUUCAUGAGGAUGCCAAGGAGGAGAGCCAACUCCUUUUCGGGCACCAAUACUCGGGAGUGGGAUGAAUGGUACUGGACGCUGCCCAAUCAGCGGAGAAACGAUGGCUCGGACAUCCCUCUUGGGUAUGCUGCAGCAGAUGCUUAUGCUGACGUGCCCCCACCUCAAGCUGCGGAAUCUCCUGCGAGGAGUAGAAUACGGAGACGCAGAAUGGAGCGAAUGAAGAAAACAGAGCAGGGAAAGAAGCCGAACCCUGCAAGUGGACCUACUGAACAUCCUCCUGAAGCUUUUGCAGGUCCGGGAAUAGUUCUAGGUGCUCAUCCUGGAUUAGCAUCUCAGCCAGGAGUAGCAGGUCAUCCUGGAGCUCAUCCUGCAGCUCAUCCUGCAGCUCAUCCUGCAGCUCAUCCUGCAACUCAUCUUGGAGCUCAGCCUGCAACUCAUCCUGGUUUGAGAGCAGGAGCUAUUCCUGGAGCUGUAGGUGGAUCUGUAGGGGCACCUUCAUCCCCCAGAGAUGGGGAUGGUGCUGGACUCUAUGAAUAUUAUGUUCCUUCCAGGUACAGCACACAGGGAAUGAGACAGCAACUAGCCAGUAAGGGAUAUUUCCGUACUCCCUCUGGUGCCAAAAUCUACGCCAAUCAACAGCAAGGUGGUCCCCAUGUACCUGGCUACCACCCAGGUAUUCCCCAUGGACACCCCCCACCUCAAUACGCCUACGGUAACUAUGGAGGGUCAUGCCAGCCGAGGUUACCAGUCUGAUACUGCUAGCAUGCAUCCAGGAACGAACCGUCCCUUUUAUACCAUCCGUCGUUCUUCCAACAGACCAGUGUUUUCUAUGCCAAGGUCAAGGCCAGUCAUGCAAUCCUAUUAUGAGGACUAUGAUUCUGUGGAUGGACGGUCAGGCUAUCAGACUGAUCCAGGAAUCGGGGCUGGUUCCCAGACGUGGAGACAGAGAUCGUAUGUGGUUGAAGCAGCACUUUGUCCUCUCUGUGGAGGCUCCGGGGAACAUACACACGCUGAAUAUGAAGGAGGAGACAACUUGCAAUAUCACACCAGGGAGUUCGUCACAGAAAGAUCAAGCAGGCCUCAUAGAAGGUCAAGGUCAGCAUCAAGGUCAACAUCAAGGUCACAUCACUUCAGUCCGGAGCGGAGCAGCAGCUACUGGAUUCGUGAGUUCAGGGAAACAUCCAGUGAUGACACAGAUGAAGAAGUUUAUUCACGGCGGAGGAGGAGCCGAAGUUUAUCACGCACGAGACGGAAAACUAGAAAA